GGCAAGCGAGUAGCGUCGUAGAAAGAUAAAAGAAAGAUUGAAGAAGAAGUUGAAAGGGGUUCCGAAGCUUUCUCCUACUCUUCCUCUGCUCAGGGUUUUGGGGAUUUGUUCCCUUGGGAAGCUUCUCACUGAAGCUACCUGAGACUCAUGCUCCUCGCACAGCUUUUCAUCGGCUCAGCUCAAGAAUGCGGUGAUUCUAUCACAUUCCCGCACCAGAUUUUUCUCCCUUUUGUUUCUUUGGGUUGCGGCGGGCAUGGACUUUGCUCAUAACGGCCGUGAUUGUCGGCAACUUGAGGCUGCCGGACAGAGGCGGGUCUUGGUCACGCACUUGCUUAUCUGUUUCGUUGAAGAUGCAAUGUCGCUUUCGAAUUCGUGUGCGGGUGAGUGGAUCGGUGACUAGAGGAAGAGAGUCCGGGAAUUAAGGUUGUUGUUUUGGAGCGGUGUCAAGUGUGCCAGUGAACGAGCGAUUUUUUUCUUUUCCUUCCUUCCUGAGGGCAUUGUUUUUUUUUUUUUUUUUUUUUUUUUUUUUUUGGGUGCGUUGUUGUUGUUGCUGUUGCUUUGUGGGUCUGUUAUGUCUGGAGUGUUGUGAAUUUGGUGGCUGUGGUGCGUUUGUGAGAAUUUCGAUUAAGCUGUGGGAGUGGUUUAGGAGAGCAAGUGUGGUGUUAUUAGUCUUUGAGGGGGUAAAAAAAAAAAAAAAAAAAAAAAAAAAAAAAUGACAAUGACGAGGGCUGCAAUGCGGAAGCGGAUGGUGGUGGUGCAAAGAGAGAGUGAUGCGGAAGAGUCGUCCGAGGAAGAGGAGGAGGAGGAGGAGGAGGAGGAGGAGUUUGUAGAUUCAGAUUACGAAGAGUCGAAGGAUGUGGAAGAUGAAGAAGCAGAGGGUGACGAGGGUGAGAAUGCCGGAGGCGAGGAACAUGAGGAGGAAGAGAAUGAGGAAGAAGAGAAGAAACAGAAAAAGAGGAAAGCUCGCAUCACAAUCAGUCUGAAGGGCCAGAAAGUUUGCAAGGUAUGUAAGGCGAAAGACCAUCAAGCUGGUUUUGUGGGUUCUGUGUACCUGGAUUGUCCUAACAAGCCCUGUUACCUCUGCAAGAAACCGGGUCAUACAACACUUACAUGUCCGCAUAGAAUGGCAACGGAGCACGGGGUUGUUGCUGCUCCUCGCAGGCGGGCUUUAGGUCUUCUUGAUUUCGUGCAUGAGAGGCAAUUUCGCAGCCACGUACCCACAGUGCAUCUGCCGCAAGCUAUUCCGAACAAAGUGGACAGUGCAAUUAUUCGGCUGCACAGCCGGAGGGUGACGUAUUUGGAGUUUCAUCCGACGAAAGACAACAUUUUAAUUUCUGGCGACAAGAGAGGUCAAGUAGGUAUUUGGGACUUCGAGAAGGUUUUCAACAAAACGGUACAUGAGAACAUACAUUGUGCUCUUGUGAACAAUAUCAAGUUCCAUCCUUGGCAGGAUGGUAUGAUGUACACAGCUUCUUCGGAUGGGAAGGUUUGCUUUACGGAUUUAGAGUCAGGAACAUCCAAUGAAGUCCUCGACCUUAAUCCAGAUGGAUGGGCGGGUCCUUCAACAUGGCGGAUGAUUCAUGCUAUGGAUCUCAACAACCAGAGAGAGUUGGCCUUAACGGCCGACAACUUUGGAUUUCUAUACCAGGUUGAUACACGUGCCAACAAAGAGGUUGGGAAACCCACGGCCGUGCAUAAGAAGGGCACCAAAGUGGUUGGCUUGCAUUGUCAUCCCAUAGAUCCUGAUGUUUUCAUUACAUGUGGAAAUGAUCAUAUGGCAAGAAUCUGGGAUAUGAGGAUGCUAAGUCCUGACAAUUGUUUAGCAACGCUCACUCAUCCACGAGUGGUGAAUUCCGCAUAUUUCAGCCCAAUUACCGGAAACAAGAUAUUGACUACAUGUAUAGAUAACCGCAUCCGAGUCUGGGACAAUAUAUGUUCUGAUCUAUCAGAACCCAGUCGCGAGAUCGUGCACAGCCAUAAUUUCAAUAGGUACAUCACGGCCUUCAAAGCCGAGUGGGAUCCUAAGGACCGCUCGGAAUGUUUGAUAGUGAUUGGUCGCUACAUAAGUGAUGAUUUUAAUGGAGUGGCUUUGCAUCCUAUUGACUUUAUCGACGUGAGCAACGGGCGGCUGGUGGAGCAAGUCUAUGAUCCCAGUAUUACAACGAUAUGUACUGUGAAUAAAUUGCAUCCAAGACUCGAUUGCAUGGCAACAGGAAGUUCUAGGUCGCUGUUCAUUUGGAGACCAAGAGAUGCCAAUGAUGAGGUAACUGAACAUGAGAAUGCAACAACAGAGGUGAAGAAGACGGUCAAGAUCCAGGUAUAUGAAGCUGAUGGGGGCAAGGCAGGAAGAGCAAAAGGGAAGAAAAACGAUGACGAUGAUGAUGACGAUUUUGCGAUACUAAAGAAAAGAGCUGCUGCAAAAAUGGCCAACGGGGCAGGUCCUUCCUCCGCCGUGAAAGAGAAGAGGAAAAGUAUCACUGAGGAUGAGGACAGCAGCCCUUCCUGCCCUGCGAAGGAGAGGAGUAGAAGAAAAAGCAACACAAGUGUUGAAGAAGAGGACAGCAGCCCUGGAACUGCGGAGAAGAAGAAAAGGAAAGAUAAAGUGGAGGAUGAAGACACUAGUCCCUCUUGCACAGUGAAGGAGAAGAGCAAAAGGAAAAGUAAUCGUAAGGAUGAGGACAGCGACAAUGAUUCUGAGCCUGACCCGCCUAAAGAUAUAGAACCUGCUACACCAGCAACAACAAGCGGGAGACAGUUGCGGAGGAGACGAUAACUCCAAGAUUUUGACAUUUUACAACUUGUAUUUGAAACCGAGGUUUGCGCAGUACGAAUUCAAGGAUUUACGUUCAUUCACAGGAAGGGGCAACAGCUAUCUCUGAAGAGAAGUUUUGGUCUCCUUAUGCAUGUCUCUUCUUUAGAAGAUGGGGUGGCCGUGUUCUGAUCUGGUCAACUGUACCAAGUUUCACUUGGACUGGGUGAAAUAUUUCUACUGCCAGACAUUCAACCUUGUAUUUCACUAGUUCCAUAGAUUCAUCGCAUGGCAGCAGACGUCCAGCAUGCUCCUGAACCUAGCUCAUGAUGCAAUUUUUGGUGGUUUUGGCAAAUGUGAGGACAUUGAAGCACAGGAAAGUUUGAGGGGAUGAGGAAGAAUUUGUGGGACUCAUGCAAGAUGUACAAAGAGUACGAGCAAAUGAACCGAAAUGCAACAAUCGUUGCGAGGGGCACACUUGAGCUGGCAAUGAUCACCAUCUCUGAACCCAUAGAAAGUUUGGAUGUAUGGUGCUUUAUCUGGCUUUGUGCUCGAAACACCUGGUGUAGCUUGUUGCUCGCUUCAGUUGUAGAUUUUGAUCUUUUGACAACCUCGGUUAGCGUUUGUGUUCAUAAGCUCUAGGAGAAAUGGAAGCAUCCUUAUUUUGUAUUCGAA
Messenger RNA from Physcomitrium patens, 3424 nucleotides. Its product is annotated as protein DAMAGED DNA-BINDING 2. Gene Ontology annotation, cellular component: Cul4-RING E3 ubiquitin ligase complex; nucleus. Lineage: Eukaryota; Viridiplantae; Streptophyta; Bryopsida; Funariales; Funariaceae. Gene Ontology annotation, molecular function: protein binding; damaged DNA binding. Gene Ontology annotation, biological process: response to UV; DNA repair. The record is from RefSeq and is a predicted model, not a curated record.